GUCCUAACAGUAAUUUCUUCAUCCCCCUACAAUGAAGUUCUUGUGUGCUACUGUCUGAGAGAAGCCGCAGAAAUGCCUUGGCGCGGGAGCAAGGAGACGUCAUGGAUUCCUGAGUGUGGGGCUUUGCAGGAAAGCCCUGAGUCUCGGACAUGGCCGGGCUCCAGGUUUCCAUGGCAAAAGGCGCCCAAACAGGAGGAAACACUGAGGGAAUCCCGUUAUUUUACAGCAUGGGAGCGUUAUAAACACCCAGAGCGAGGAAGGAAGCCGCUCUCGAUGCUUAAGUAAUCCUCACACAGCUCGAGGAAAGGGGGGACCUCAGAGCAGAGCUGCUGCUGAGCUUGAGGCGGACACACUCUCUCUCUAGCUCUGAAAGGGAGUUUUGCGCAGCUUUAAGUUUUUUGAACGACAAAAAAUAUUUUUUCACCCCCUUUUUUUCUCUCCUUGCAACAUUUUUAACAGAAGAACCUCUAUGCUUUUUCAAGGAGAGCGAUUUUACUCCUUUUAAACUUUUUUUUAAAAUUAUUAUUAUUAUUCCCUUUUUUUCCACUUUCUUCUCCAGAUGUUUAGAGAGAACUGGAGGCUGGCGCAGUACCACAUGAUGAGGUCCAUGGAUCAAGAUGACCCUGGCCUUGCUGCUCACAAGGUGCUCAGUCCUGACCCUGAGCAGGCUUUCCCCCUGGACGAGCCGUACAGGAUCAAGGCGUGCGGCUCCCCGUACGCCGACCUGAACCCCAAAGUCCUCUCCGGGUACGAAAACCAGGAGGCCAGGAGCUACCUGGACAACACCCGGCCCGUGGGCCUCGCCCUCAGCCCCCGGAUUGAGAUCACCCCUUCCCGGGAGCACUACAGUCAGGGCCGGGACUCCCUGCCCAGCCAGCACCUGAACACCAGCCCCAGACCCACCCUCACCGUGCCUGGCCACGAAAACCUCGCCUACCGGGAGCCCCAGUGCCUGAGUCCCGCCAGCAGCAAUUCUUCCACCAGCUGGCACUCUGAGAACUACUCCCCCUGGGCGUCCCCCUGCGUGUCCCCCAGCAGCGGCCCCAACCCGGGGGAUCUCUGCCCCCGCAUGCAGAACAUCCACACCAGCUCCCCGCGCACCUCCCCAGGCACCUCCCCUCACACCAGCCUCUGCGAGGACGGCGGCCUGGGGGCCCGCUCGCCCUCGCCCCGGCCGCGCUCCGCCUCGCCGCAGGGCAAGCGCACCUACGAAAUGUACCGCAACCCGGGGCUGAUGACCGUGCCGCGCUCCCGCAGCCCGUCGCCACACAGGGGGGUGGACGAUCUCAGCAUGGGAGCUCACUACACACACCCCGGCCUCGUUGAGGGCGUGAACGGAUUCGGCAGCGGUCAGCCCGGCCUGGUGCCCCCCAAAAUAGUGAAGACGUCCAACCAGGUUUACGCUCUGUACCCGGAGAACCACGGAGACGGGAACUACUUGCUGCCCUGUGACCAGGACGGUAAAUCCAAACCCGCGGAGCCAAUCUUUGUCAUCCCAUCAAUGUGGCCCAAGCCGCUCGUUCCAAGCAUCUGCAGCCUCCCGUUGGCUUCGCUCCCGCCGCUGGAAUGGCCCCUCCCCAAACGCACGGACCAGUAUGAGCUCCACAUCGAGGUGCAGCCCAAGCCGCACCACCGGGCUCACUACGAGACCGAGGGAAGCCGGGGGGCCGUCAAAGCACCCACAGGAGGGCAUCCAGUAGUGCAGUUGCAUGGCUACAGAGGCAAGGAUCCACUCGGCCUGCAGAUCUUUAUCGGCACGGCAGACGAGCGCAUCCUGAAGCCGCACGCUUUUUAUCAAGUUCAUCGGAUCACUGGCAAGACGGUCACCACCAACAGCUACGAGAAGAUCGUCCACGGCACAAAAGUCCUGGAGAUCCCGCUGGAGCCCAAGAACAACAUGAAAGCCAUAAUCGACUGCGCCGGCAUCCUGAAGCUCAGGAACGCCGACAUCGAGCUGAGGAAAGGCGAGACGGACGUCGGCCGGAAGAACACCCGGGUGCGUCUGGUGUUCCGCGUGCACAUACCUCAGCCCGGAGGUCAGCACGUGUCUCUGCAAGCGGCCUCGCAUCCCAUCGAGUGCUCCCAGCGUUCUGCACACGAGCUUCCCAUGGUGGAGAAGCAGGACAUGGACAGCUGCUCCGUCCUGGGCGGCCAGCAGAUGAUCCUGACCGGGCAGAACUUCAGCUCCGACUCAAAGGUCAUCUUUCUGGAGAAGACUCACGGUAAGUCGUCCCUUGGCUCGCCGCUUUAAAAGGGAAGCAGCCCCGCGGCGGAGCCUUGU
Messenger RNA from Fundulus heteroclitus (mummichog), 2281 nucleotides. RefSeq names its product nuclear factor of activated T-cells, cytoplasmic 2-like. Gene Ontology annotation, cellular component: transcription regulator complex. Gene Ontology annotation, biological process: calcineurin-NFAT signaling cascade; cytokine production; regulation of transcription by RNA polymerase II. Gene Ontology annotation, molecular function: DNA-binding transcription factor activity, RNA polymerase II-specific; RNA polymerase II cis-regulatory region sequence-specific DNA binding; transcription factor binding. The record is from RefSeq and is a predicted model, not a curated record. Lineage: Eukaryota; Metazoa; Chordata; Actinopteri; Cyprinodontiformes; Fundulidae. Bases 560 to 2251 code for a protein of 563 amino acids. The transcript is spliced from 6 exons.